AUGGCCGACAAGACCACUACCCAGAUCGUGGAGGACAAAGUUGAGCAGGUCGCGGACAGGCUUGCAGACGAGAACGUAGACUCGACCGACUCCAAUAUCCGUUACUUGGCCUACGGUGCCCGUUUAAGGACAGCCUUGCUCGCGGGCCAGAGAUACAUUGCUUAUACCAGUGACAUUGGCGAGGCAUUCCGGCCCGUGGUCAAUCCAAGACUGGUCACAGCAGCAUACGGAAUCUCAUGGUUAUAUCUGGCUGGUGAUGUGGGCUAUGAAGCCUUCAAAGCCCACCGGCGAGGUCCAACCCCUCUGGAGGCUGCUCACAUGUCCGAGCCCACCCGACUCGGUAUGGUAGUGGCCAAGCGAUCUAUAUUCCAAUCCGUGGCAUCCAUGGCACUUCCUGCUUUCACAAUACACACUAUCGUUAACCAAGCCAAGAAGGCUUUCGUGAAUGUCAAGAACCCAAAGGUGAAGGCCUGGGGCCCAACCUUGACCGGCCUGGCUGUCGUACCCGUCUUACCCUACCUCUUUGACCACCCCGUGGAGACCGCGACAGACCGCGCCUUCGAAUGGAUCGAGAAGAAACUCAUAGAGCGUCAAGAGAGCACGAAGACCAAGAAGGAAUUAUAG
Molecule: messenger RNA, 624 nt
Organism: Gloeophyllum trabeum ATCC 11539
Lineage: Eukaryota; Fungi; Basidiomycota; Agaricomycetes; Gloeophyllales; Gloeophyllaceae
Exons: 4
Coding region: 1-624 (207 amino acids)
Biological process (GO): mitochondrial fission
Cellular component (GO): mitochondrion
Source: RefSeq, a predicted model, not a curated record